GCAUGGACAAAAAUUUUCUCAUAUUCUAUUUCCUCUUGUUUCCAAGUGUCUAUAUAUAUCUCGGCAAUCGCUCUCGUCUACGGUGGAGAAAAACCCCUGACCCGUCAAGUUUCGCUACCGAUGUUGUACUCCGACGAAGCAUUUUGUUUUAUACAGUGCACCAUACACCGCCUCAGGUGCUGGCUUGAGCUUCCCGCCCAAUCAGCAAUGCGGCUUUUAGAAGCAAGACGACAUUGAUGAAUUCGGCAGAACAUCUCUCUCGGUUACGACUCGCUGUGUGUCGUCCAUCCCCCUUCCUCGGUGCUGGCAUUUUACCAACGCUUCUGCUGCCUCCCGUUCAGUCCUGCCGUAUACCUUUCUUCUGCAGAAGCAGCAGCUGGAGCAGCAGCAACAACCAUGAUCGUUCGGCCCGCUGCCACGAGAAGCGUGGCAAAGGCCGCCGCAAGAACAGCAGCUUCUUCAGUUUCGAGACCUCUCGCCGCCACCAACAGCAGCAGCUCAUCCCUCCGAACCCGCUCCUACGCCACCGUCCAGGAAGGCCAGCCCCAGCAGCGCCGGUAUGGCGGCCUCAAAGACCAAGACAGAAUAUUCACGAACCUCUACGGCCACCAUGGCUCCGACCUCAAGUCCGCCAUGAAGUACGGAGACUGGUACAAGACGAAGGACAUCAUACUCAAGGGUCACGACUGGCUGAUAAACGAGAUCAAGGCAUCUGGUCUGAGAGGAAGAGGAGGUGCCGGGUUCCCUUCAGGCUUGAAAUUUUCAUUCAUGAACUUCAAAGGCUGGGAAGAGGACAAGCGCCCUAGAUACCUUGUCGUCAACGCCGACGAGGGCGAACCCGGGACGUGCAAGGACCGAGAAAUCAUGCGAAAGGACCCCCACAAACUCGUCGAAGGAUGCCUGGUGGUCGGUCGCGCGAUGAACGCCACGGCCGCGUACAUUUACAUCCGAGGCGAAUUCUACCACGAGGCGACGGUGCUACAACGGGCGAUCCAAGAAGCGUACAAGGAAGGUCUGAUCGGCAAGAACGCCUGCGGCUCUGGUUACGACUUUGACGUCUACCUCCACCGCGGCAUGGGCGCGUACGUGUGCGGCGAGGAGACGUCGCUGAUCGAGUCGCUGGAGGGAAAGGCCGGCAAGCCGCGCCUGAAGCCCCCCUUCCCCGCCGCCGUCGGCCUCUUCGGGUGCCCGUCGACCGUGACCAACGUCGAGACGGUGGCCGUGUGCCCGACCAUCGCCCGCCGGGGGGCCAAGUGGUUCGCCGGGUUCGGGAGGGAACGAAACCAAGGCACGAAGCUCUUCUGCAUCUCGGGACACGUCAACAACCCGUGCACGGUCGAGGAGGAGAUGUCGAUCCCGCUGCGCGAGCUGAUCGAGAAGCACUGCGGAGGCGUGCGCGGCGGCUGGGACAACCUCCAGGCCAUCAUCCCCGGAGGCUCGUCGACGCCGAUCCUGCCGAAACACGUCUGCGACGACCAGCUGAUGGACUUUGACGCCCUCAAGGACAGCCAGUCCGGCCUGGGCACGGCCGCGGUCAUCGUCAUGGACAAGUCGGCCGACGUGGUCAGGAUGAUCGCCCGGUUGAGCCAGUUUUACAAGCACGAGAGUUGCGGGCAGUGCACGCCGUGUCGAGAAGGCAGUGCCUGGACGGCCAAGAUGAUGGAGAGGUUCGAAAAGGGUCAAGCAAAGGCUAGAGAGAUUGACAUGAUUCAAGAACUUACGAAGCAGGUCGAAGGUCAUAGUAUUUGUGGUGAGUUUCCUCUUUCCUUCUUCCUUGUCCCUUUGAUCUACGUCGGUCCUCCCAAUGCUGUACAGUACACACAAGCUGACCAUCAUGUUACUGUUUUGUCAUACACAGCCCUAGGUGAAGCUUUCGCGUGGCCCAUUCAAGGUCUCAUCAGACAUUUCCGACCGCAGCUCGAGGCCAAGAUCAAAGGUUACGCGACCACCAACGGCGCCGAACCUUUGGCCGGCGGAUGGGAACCCGAUUCCGCAAAGAAGGGGAUUUUGGUGUCUCCGGGAAUGUAGGAGAAUCGGGGGGUUUUUGGGUUGCUGACGUGUUUCUGUUUUCCGACCUAGCCUGGUCUUGUGACUACUACUUGCUCGGUCCGGGUGGUGUUCCGUAACGUAAAACAAAAAAAUGAACAUGAAACCUGAACUGUGAGAAUGAUUCUUUUUGUGGUGUGAUAAACAUUGAUGAGAUGUGUACGCGUAGGAUACAGUAGUACUCCAGGCUAACACUUCCAUCUAGAAACUCCGUACCAAAUAAUAGGAGGGCCAUCGUAGACUCAUGGAUGGUCCUUGGAUCCUCGAGCUAGGUAGGCAGGUAGACGGGGAGGCAGGGUGCCCAGAAUUCAUG
This is a messenger RNA of Exophiala oligosperma, 2359 nucleotides long. Its product is annotated as NADH-ubiquinone oxidoreductase 51 kDa subunit, mitochondrial. Bases 397 to 2028 code for a protein of 543 amino acids. The record is from RefSeq and is a predicted model, not a curated record. The transcript has 2 exons. Gene Ontology annotation, molecular function: NAD binding; FMN binding; 4 iron, 4 sulfur cluster binding. Lineage: Eukaryota; Fungi; Ascomycota; Eurotiomycetes; Chaetothyriales; Herpotrichiellaceae.